AUGCCGCCUGGCUCUCCGAGCUUAGAUGACUUCGUCUUGAUGAAGGUCAUCGGCAAGGGCUCCUAUGGCAAGGUGAUGCUUGUACGGCACAAAGCCGAAGGAGAGGACCACGUCUACGCAAUGAAGAUGCUCCGAAAGGAGAACGUGAUAAAGCGCAACCAAGUGGAGCAUACGAAGACGGAGAGAAACGUCUUGGAGGCUGUAUCUCACCCCUUCAUCGUGACGCUCUAUUAUGCUUUUCAGACUCCAAAGAAGCUGUACUUCGUGCUUGAGUACUGCCCUGGAGGGGAGCUUUUCUUCCACCUGAGCCGGGCAGGUCGUUUCUCAGAAGGCCGCUGCAGGUUCUACACGUCUGAAAUUAUGCUGGCGAUUGAGUACUUGCAUAGGCUGAACAUCAUCUAUCGCGACUUGAAGCCGGAGAACAUCUUGCUAGAUGCUGAAGGUCACGUUAAACUUACAGACUUUGGCCUCAGCAAGGAAGGGAUUGAGGACAAUUUUUCAGCGAAAUCCAUGUGCGGUACUCCAGAGUACUUGGCACCAGAGAUUCUAGACAAGCGGGGCCACGGCAAGGCUGUCGAUUGGUACUCCUUGGGUGCACUUAUGUACGAAAUGCUCACCGGGCUGCCUCCGUUCUACACGCGAGACAGGGAUAAGCUCUUUGAGCGCAUUCGGCGGGGCGACCUGACGUACCCAUCGUACAUCACGUCCACUGCCAAAAACCUUCUGCAGCAGCUCCUCAUGGGAGAUCCUACCAAGAGACUCGGUGGUGGCUCCAAAGAUGGUGAGGAGGUGAAGCUUCACCCGUUCUUUUCGGGUCUUGACUGGAACGCCAUCCAGCAGAGAAGAGUAACGCCGCCAUUCAAGCCCAACAUUGCAGAGGGUGGCGACGUGAAGUAUUUCGACAAAGAGUUUGUGGAUCUUCCGGUCGUUAAUUCUGAAGUGGCGGACGGCGCCCACCUCCGCGAUGUUAACCACUUCGAGGCGCAAGAUUUGGCUCGCAUCGCCGUGCAGGCAUAA
Messenger RNA from Symbiodinium natans, 1017 nucleotides. NCBI's taxonomy places the organism in Eukaryota, Dinophyceae, Suessiales, Symbiodiniaceae. The record is from the annotation of a GenBank genome assembly.